CUACAGCCGUCAACGCAGCUGCACCGACGACUCACUUUCCUUAGCUGGACCGUCGCUGAGGACUCCUGACAUCCAUCAUCUGGUUGACAUUCACCUGAUCAAGGAACCAGAAUGCGGCCGUUGACAGAAGAGGAGAGCAAGGCUGUCUUCACGAAGUUGGCGAACUACAUCGGGAAAAACCUCGUCCAUCUCAUUGACAGGGCUGACGAGCCAUAUUGCUUCAGGCUGCAGAAGGACCGUGUUUUCUAUGUGUCGGAGUCUUCAAUGCGCUUAGGCAUAUCGGUCGCCCGCCCGAAUCUCGUCAGCCUUGGGACAUGUUUUGGGAAGUUUUCGAAAAGUGGGAAAUUCAAGCUUCACAUAACUGCUCUGGAUUAUCUGGCGCAAUAUGCCAAAUACAAGGUCUGGAUAAAACCCAACGGAGAGAUGCCGUUCCUGUACGGCAACCAUGUGCUGAAGGCACAUCUUGGACGAAUAACGGAGGACACGCCUGAACACCAGGGGGUCGUAGUAUUCAGUAUGAACGACAUACCAUUAGGUUUUGGUGUCACGGCUCGUUCCACAAUAGAUACUCGAAAACUAGACCCGACAGCGAUCAUCGUAUUCCAUCAAGCGGAUGUCGGUGAAUACCUUCGCGACGAAGAAACUUUGUUUUGAGACCCUGCGUCUUGGAUAACACAUUUUCACUGGUCUUAUUGCGAGUAUAAUCUUCCUCUGCCCCGUGUAACGAAGUGCUCGGCCGGGUUUAGGGAUACUAAAAGUACACCUCACCUUUCGCUCGAUAUUCACAUGGGACUUUGUAUCAUAUGGCUGUGUUAUGCAUGUACAACGGUGUGUAAUCUCCGGUGAGAAGACGUCGUCCCCGACACAGGUGCAUGGUAUUUGCACCAGGUACUUAGGUACAUAGCUUGAGAC
Messenger RNA from Fomitopsis serialis, 912 nucleotides. RefSeq names its product cytosolic large ribosomal subunit protein. The record is from RefSeq and is a predicted model, not a curated record. The transcript is spliced from 5 exons. Gene Ontology annotation, cellular component: nucleolus; preribosome, large subunit precursor; nucleus. Bases 112 to 654 code for a protein of 180 amino acids. Gene Ontology annotation, molecular function: RNA binding. Gene Ontology annotation, biological process: ribosome assembly; ribosomal large subunit biogenesis. Lineage: Eukaryota; Fungi; Basidiomycota; Agaricomycetes; Polyporales; Fomitopsidaceae.